This is a messenger RNA of Pygocentrus nattereri (red-bellied piranha), 2215 nucleotides long. Its product is annotated as cell division control protein 42 homolog. Gene Ontology annotation, biological process: modification of synaptic structure; small GTPase-mediated signal transduction. Gene Ontology annotation, molecular function: GTP binding; GTPase activity. Gene Ontology annotation, cellular component: dendritic spine. NCBI's taxonomy places the organism in Eukaryota, Metazoa, Chordata, Actinopteri, Characiformes, Serrasalmidae. The transcript is spliced from 6 exons. The coding region runs from base 101 to 676 and encodes 191 amino acids. The record is from RefSeq and is a predicted model, not a curated record.
UGGAGUUUGGGACACACACGCCCACUCGCAAAAGUUCUCGGCAGUCGCCGCACCCGGACGUUGGCUAAGCUACAGCGGCAGCAGCCACCGAUACCGAAAGAUGCAGACCAUAAAGUGUGUGGUGGUGGGAGACGGAGCAGUGGGAAAAACCUGCUUGCUGAUUUCUUACACAACCAACAAAUUCCCAUCAGAAUAUGUGCCUACGGUAUUUGAUAACUAUGCUGUCACUGUGAUGAUUGGAGGAGAACCAUACACACUUGGCCUUUUUGACACCGCAGGUCAGGAAGAUUAUGACAGACUGCGGCCACUCAGCUACCCUCAGACUGACGUGUUCCUUGUGUGCUUCUCUGUUGUCUCACCUUCCUCCUUUGAGAAUGUCAGAGAAAAGUGGGUACCAGAGAUCUCUCACCACUGUCCCAGGACUCCUUUCCUGCUGGUGGGUACUCAGGUUGACUUGAGAGAUGACAGUAACACAGUGGAAAAGCUUGCCAAGAACAAACAACGUCCCCUGUCGCCCGAGAGUGGAGAAAAGCUGGCCAGAGACCUAAGAGCUGUCAAAUAUGUUGAAUGCUCCGCCCUCACACAGAGAGGUUUAAAGAACGUGUUUGAUGAGGCCAUUCUAGCUGCGCUGGAGCCUCCUGAGACCAAACCCAAGAAACGCUGCAUUCUCUUAUAGAGGAGAGAAUGGAGAAAAAGAGAGAACCAUGGAAUUUGGGAAAAGGUUGAUCCGAGGGCGAGAAAUCUGAGGCAUUCAGUCAGUGCCUUUAGUUUUACUGAAUUAAUAAGAGUGGUUUGUGUGGUAAUAUGCUGUACAUAUCUCGUCCUAACUAAAGAUCAGUCUUUCUACAUUCAAACAUUGAAUGCCUUGAACAGACUUGGAGAUGUCUGGUAGUUUUUAUAAACUUUUUUUGGAUCCAUAUGUUUGCCAUAACUAACUCAGCCCCAUCACCAGAAUAGUUUGAUUUCUAAUUUUUUUUUCCCAGCGCAAAGCUCCAACUUUAACUCUAUCUGCAGUUUAAAGAAGAAGAAAAUGGUCGUGAGAUCAGUCCUUCUGUUCCUCCUUUUGUGUUUGUCUACGUUGACACAACUGGAACUCCAAGUGUUUAUUACCUCCUUCCUGCCCUCUGCAGGUCUUAGAAUGAACUGAAUUUUUAUUAUUCCUUUAUUUUCUGUCGUUUUUUUUUUUUUUUUAAGAUUUUGGCAUAUUAAUAAUGAGUAUUGAACUAUUUCUUUCCUUUUUAUUUUUGGGAGUGGGUGUUAAGUGGUUAGGAGUUUUUUUUAUUGCUAUUUUUAAUAUUGUAUGAUUUAUUCUAGUUUUUUAUUUUUUACUUUUUUUUUUUGAGUGCCACUUCAUUGCUUCAGUUGGUGUUUUUGGCUUAACAAAUGUAACUGCAUUCUACUGAUUUAUUAAAAUAGCUGGUCUUUACAUUGGUAAUAAUUACAAUGAUAGCAAUAACAGUUACAAAUGAUAUGAAUGCAGGAGUGGAAUUAAUGAAAAUGACUAAUUAAAAAAAGAUGAACAGGAAACAAUAUUUCAUUUUACGGCACCAUACAAUACGAUCUAAAUUCUCCCUGGUCAGAACUGUUUUUAUGCCACGCAAAAACAUCAGUGAAUAAAUUUGUCUGUGAUGUUACACAAGUGUCCAGUCUUAUCCACAGAGGACUGGUGUGACUGCAGGGUUUCAGUCCAAACAUGCUGGAGCACACCUGAUUCCACUUGUUUAAUCAGUUGGUCUCCAUCUUCAAAUAGUUGUUAACAUUGUUGCUCCAGUUUUGUUAGAAUGAAAACUUGCAGCCACACCGGCCCUUUGCAGAUGAGGUCGGACACAUAUUAGAAUAUGAUAGGUUGGACAUAACCUAUAUAGCUUUGAAUUUUGUCCUGAAUUAGUUUCUUUAAAAAAAAAAGUUUCAAAUGGUCUUAAUUGCCCCACAGAGCCUCAUUUCAGAUCUGGUGCUUGUGUUACAUACAACAGUACACAGUACAGCCACACAGUACACACUAUUUCAUAAUCAGGGCUGCGUUUGGAACAAGAUGAGCAUAUUCUAAAGUCAGACCACAAAUAUAGUAUAUGAAUUUAUCUUGUUUUCAUGUGGAACAUGAAAUGCAAAAAUUUUCAGCUCCAAAAACUUUUCCGUACUGUCUUUUUUUUUGCUAAUUUUUUAAAGAUCUUAAGCAAACUCUAAACAUUGCACUUAAAUAAAAAAAAAUGGGAAA